UUAAGCUCCCAAAGAGAUCAACUGCCUUCCACGUCUCCCUCCUUCCCCAAUCGAUGAUAUCAAUGCCGUUCGAUCGGGAAAAAUUAAGCUUGAGCUCGGACAGCCUAUCCCGAUGGGUCACGUGGGGUGGCGGAGCUUUCGUUUUUGGUUGUUUACUCGCAAUUUCUACAUUUAAGAUGAGCAAGAAGAUAAUAACCCCUUCUAAAACGGGUCAAGACGACGAUUCAAAUCUCAAUGUUGAUGGUUUUAGAGAAAGUACUCGUUGCGUCGAUGAAGGAACUCGACAAAAGGAUGAACUGCAACCGUUUCGUCAGUCUUCAUCAACGGAUCUCAUCAGCCAUUCAUGCCACACAACGUCGCAAAUGUUGGUAAAAUAUUCUCCACUGGAAGACUCUGUCAUUGACGAAACUCAAACCCUAACGACGAAAUCCAUCCCAAAAAAAAAUGACGAAGAAAAUGUUGUGGUUAAUAAUUAUGAAGAAGAAGAGUAUACAGAUUCAGAAAAAUCCGUAGAAAAUGAAGUUGCAGAGAGUUUUUCAUCCGAAGAAUUUGAUGAAGCCACUUGGCUUGGGUGGACAGAUAAAUCAUCAUCAUAUUCAUUAACAUCGUCGUCAUCAUUAGAAGAAGCUUCAUCUCAUGGAGUUUUUUCUGGAGAAGAUAGAAAGAGUUGACGAGAAAACGAUAUAAUUAUAUUUAUUG
Cucurbita moschata (crookneck pumpkin) is the source of this 699-nucleotide messenger RNA. RefSeq lists its product as uncharacterized. NCBI's taxonomy places the organism in Eukaryota, Viridiplantae, Streptophyta, Magnoliopsida, Cucurbitales, Cucurbitaceae. The record is from RefSeq and is a predicted model, not a curated record. The coding region runs from base 54 to 671 and encodes 205 amino acids. The transcript has 2 exons.